CCUUGCACCGGUCCUUUUCAGCGGUGGCAGGCGUUCUUGGCCGGCCGCGAUUAACUUGUUAUAGAUGACGAUGUUAUCGCGAACAACUGUCGGCAUUGCAGCCGUGUGUGGUACCCUGUUUAUGGGGUACUGCAUUUAUUUUGACAGGAAGAGAAGAAGUGCACCAGAUUUCAAGAAGAAGCUUCGUGAGAAGCGUCGGAAGCAGGGCAGCCGGUCGGCGCCAGGCGGCUCCUCGCAGCUGCCCGACCUGCGCUCCCAGGAGGCCGUGCAAAGCUUUUUCAUGCAGGAGGUACAGCUGGGUGAGGAGCUGCUGGCGCAGGGCGAGCUGGAGGCCGGCGUGGAGCACCUCUGCAACGCGGUGGCCGUGUGUCACCAGCCACAGCAGCUGCUGCAGGUGCUACAGCAGACGGUGCCACCGCAGGUGUUCCAGCUUCUGCUGCAGCGGCUGCCGCUGGCUGGACAGCGCCUGGCCGCCUCGGCAGCCGCCAAGGAGGCGGCCAUCACCGAGGACGAUGUGGAGUGAGGGCCGGCAGCGUCCGUCUGGCCCUGCACCGGGGCCAGGCGCAGCGGCUGGCGACGUGACGACGCCAGCAGCUGGCGCCAGGACCGGCCGAGCCUGGCCCCGUGCGAGUGCGCGCGCAAGUGUCUGCGGAUGACGGCGCGAGGAUGAAAGUGGGCGACUGUGGUCUUGUGAGGCGCCGGCGACUGCAUGGGUGUGGGACUGAGUAGCUGACUGAGAGCGUUUUCUAACGAGUGUGCUUCGGUUGCCUAGUCAUGUGGGGUUGUAUCGAAUUCGUCACAGGCAUUACAUAGAGUUUUACA
Molecule: messenger RNA, 822 nt
Organism: Pollicipes pollicipes
Lineage: Eukaryota; Metazoa; Arthropoda; Thecostraca; Pollicipedomorpha; Pollicipedidae
Product: mitochondrial import receptor subunit TOM20 homolog
Exons: 3
Coding region: 65-523 (152 amino acids)
Biological process (GO): protein targeting; protein import into mitochondrial matrix; tRNA import into mitochondrion
Cellular component (GO): mitochondrial outer membrane translocase complex
Molecular function (GO): transmembrane protein transporter activity
Source: RefSeq, a predicted model, not a curated record